GCGCUACCCUUAUUCUCAGCGUCUCCAUGCAAAAGCCUGCCCGGGGUGCCCUUCUGUUCAGGAAAGUGUAUUUUAGUGUACCCGGAAGAGGAAUAAAUCUUUCAAGCAAAUUCCCUUUCUGCUGCGCUUCUCUACCCCCUCCCCCCUGUGAAUUCAGGGUAAAAGUUUUUCUUAACUUUUCCCUCCCAGCCCCCUGCCCCUCCCCUCAGGAAUCCGCCCAGAGCUCCGCAGACCUAGCCUCUCCCGUUCCCUCGCCCGCCCCUUCCGACUUCCACCCAAUCCGAAGGCAGUCACACAGAAAACAAAGGCUGCUAUUGGGCCUCCCUGGAGCUCGAGGGCCCGCCCCCGGAGUGGUUUGUGAAUGGGGGGAGGGGAGGGGGCGGGGCGGGGCGGAAUCCUGCGAGCCCGACGCUUCUUCUGUAGAGUUGCGCGGCUCCGAGGCGUUACUCUGCGCUCCCUCCCGGCGGGCAGAGCUCCCUCACCGCCCAGAGUUGCGCGGGGCUGGAGAGGCCAGGCCCAGGCCGCGGGCACCGGGUUCUCGCAGCUUCGGACGCAGUGUGACUGGGUUUCUUAAAAGAACUGGCCGAGCUCUUGGCUCCAAGACGCCGAUCGGACUCAGAGCGAGAAUCAGCCGUUUGACUGAAAGUUGGAGCCAAGCUUUGGGGGCUGAAGAAGGACCGAGGAGCGGAGAAGGAGGAGGAGGCGGCGGCGGCGGCGAGCGGAGCCUCGAGGAGAGGAGGCGGAGCAGCACCGUUGAGGCGGCGGCUUUGGCUAGCAAGCGGCGGCGCCGGGCUCUCGCCUGCCGGGGGCCAGACUUGGUGUGGGGCGGGGGGGCGCGCGCCUUAUUGAGCUCAGUGAGUCAAGAGACUUGGGCAAACUUUGAAGGGUAACCGGAGACGCUUGUUGCUCCUCGCCGCAGAAAAAGCCGCACCGUUACGUCGCAUCGAGAGGAGAAGGCGGCCCCCAGUCUGCGCCCCCAGCCCAGGGAGAGGAGUUUGGACCCCCGGCGGCUGCGCCAGUGCUGGGCGGAGGCGCCCCCGUGGCGCGAGCACCCCAGCUGCAGCGCCCUCUGUUCCGCGCCGCCCACGGCCCAGCCCCGGCGCCGGGAGGACUCUCAUGCGCCCGGCGCAGCGGCGCCUCCCCGGAUCCCAGCCUCUCCCGGCUGCCUGGUCGCGUUUCUCGGGCUGAGAGUGCCGCUGCACCCGCGGCCGGCGAUGCGGGGCUCCCGCGCGGCGGCGUCGCGCUUGCCUCUGGACCUUUGCACCCUGGUGCUGGCGCUGCUGGGCGCACUGCCCGCGGGCGCCGGGGCGCAGCCGUACCACGGAGAGAAGGGCAUCUCAGUGCCAGACCACGGCUUCUGCCAGCCCAUCUCCAUCCCGCUGUGCACGGACAUCGCCUACAACCAGACCAUCCUGCCCAACCUGCUGGGUCACACGAACCAAGAGGACGCGGGCCUCGAGGUGCACCAGUUCUACCCGCUGGUGAAGGUGCAGUGUUCUCCCGAGCUGCGCUUCUUCCUCUGCUCCAUGUACGCACCCGUGUGUACGGUGCUCGACAAGGCCAUCCCUCCGUGCCGCUCUCUGUGCGAGCGUGCCCGCCAGGGCUGUGAGGCACUCAUGAACAAGUUCGGCUUCCAAUGGCCUGAGCGGCUGCGUUGCGAGAACUUCCCCGUGCACGGCGCUGGCGAGAUCUGCGUGGGCCAAAACACGUCGGACGGCUCCGGGGGCGCGGGCGGCGGCCCCACCGCCUACCCUACCGCACCCUACCUGCCCGACCUGCCCUUCACCGCGCUGCCUCCGGGGGCCGCUGACGGCCGGGGCCGCUCCGCUUUCCCCUUCUCGUGCCCCCGCCAGCUCAAGGUGCCCCCCUACCUGGGCUACCGCUUCCUGGGCGAGCGCGACUGCGGCGCCCCUUGCGAGCCGGGCCGCGCCAACGGCCUUAUGUACUUUAAGGAGGAGGAGAGGCGCUUCGCCCGCCUCUGGGUGGGCGUGUGGUCUGUGCUCUGCUGCGCCUCGACUCUCUUCACCGUGCUCACCUACCUAGUGGACAUGCGGCGGUUCAGCUACCCGGAGCGGCCCAUCAUCUUCCUGUCGGGCUGCUACUUCAUGGUGGCCGUGGCGCACGUGGCCGGCUUCCUGCUGGAGGACCGCGCCGUGUGCGUGGAGCGCUUCUCGGACGACGGCUACCGCACGGUGGCGCAGGGCACCAAGAAGGAGGGCUGCACCAUCCUCUUCAUGGUGCUCUACUUCUUCGGCAUGGCCAGUUCCAUCUGGUGGGUCAUCCUGUCGCUGACUUGGUUCCUGGCGGCCGGCAUGAAGUGGGGCCACGAGGCCAUCGAGGCCAACUCGCAGUACUUCCACCUGGCUGCCUGGGCGGUGCCGGCUGUCAAGACCAUCACCAUCCUGGCCAUGGGCCAGGUGGACGGGGACCUGCUCAGCGGGGUGUGCUACGUGGGCCUGUCCAGCGUGGACGCGCUGCGGGGCUUCGUGCUGGCGCCCUUGUUCGUCUACCUCUUCAUCGGCACGUCCUUCCUGCUGGCCGGCUUCGUGUCGCUCUUCCGCAUCCGCACCAUCAUGAAGCACGACGGCACCAAGACGGAAAAGCUGGAGAAGCUGAUGGUGCGCAUCGGCGUCUUCAGCGUGCUCUACACCGUGCCGGCCACCAUCGUCCUGGCCUGCUACUUCUACGAGCAGGCCUUCCGCGAACACUGGGAGCGCACCUGGCUCCUGCAGACGUGCAAGAGCUACGCGGUGCCCUGCCCGCCCGGCCACUUCCCGCCCAUGAGCCCCGACUUCACCGUCUUCAUGAUCAAGUACCUGAUGACCAUGAUCGUCGGCAUCACCACCGGCUUCUGGAUCUGGUCGGGCAAGACCCUGCAGUCGUGGCGCCGCUUCUAUCACAGACUCAGCCACAGCAGCAAGGGGGAGACUGCGGCUCCCACACACAUGGCUGGUGUGUUUUACAAACACAAGGAAUGAAAACCAGUGACAGACAGUCCUCACAAGGAGGAGGAAGGCGUGCGGCUCCACAGUGUGUGCGAAGCGGCUGUAAGAUCCUCCUGGGUUUUGAACAUCACAAUGGGUUUGAGGUCAUCUUAAAACUGUGAAGAUUUUGGCGUCUAGGAAAGAAAAAAAAAAAAAAAGAUUUCAAGUCUCUUAAGGUUUAGCCAGUUUUUGCUCAUAAAAUGACACCUUUUAGGUUAAAGCAUGGCUCUUUUAACACCACACUAAUACUGCCUGUUAAGAAUGUUUGCUUUUAGAGUCGAUGGAAGGCUCCCAAUGGGGUUUUUCGCUCUCAAAUUAACUGCUAGAGGCACUUAGACGCUUCUGUGGGGAGAGCGAGGUGGUUGUUCCUAUAAAUGUGUCCCCUCUGCCUAGUCAGCACGGCCUCGUCCUUCGGAGCGCUCGCAGACUGAAGAUCACUGGUCUUUAGUGAGGGAACAAAGGCUGCGUAAGAAUAAAUUACUACCUGCUUUUUUGUAAGCAACGA
Messenger RNA from Cervus elaphus (red deer), 3489 nucleotides. RefSeq names its product frizzled class receptor 7 (gene FZD7). The transcript is spliced from 2 exons. NCBI's taxonomy places the organism in Eukaryota, Metazoa, Chordata, Mammalia, Artiodactyla, Cervidae. Gene Ontology annotation, molecular function: Wnt-protein binding; Wnt receptor activity. The record is from RefSeq and is a predicted model, not a curated record. Gene Ontology annotation, biological process: canonical Wnt signaling pathway; non-canonical Wnt signaling pathway. Gene Ontology annotation, cellular component: plasma membrane. Bases 1215 to 2978 code for a protein of 587 amino acids.